This is a messenger RNA of Trichoderma gamsii, 1632 nucleotides long. RefSeq lists its product as hypothetical. Lineage: Eukaryota; Fungi; Ascomycota; Sordariomycetes; Hypocreales; Hypocreaceae. The coding region runs from base 1 to 1632 and encodes 543 amino acids. The transcript is spliced from 2 exons. Gene Ontology annotation, cellular component: dynactin complex. The record is from RefSeq and is a predicted model, not a curated record.
AUGUCGCUUUCGACUCCCUACACAUACAUCCAGUGCCCAUGCUCGGAUCAGACUGUACUCAGUUCCGGCAAUGCUGAGGAGGACGAGCGAACCUUUGACCCCAAAGCCCCGCGAUCAAAUUACAGCCUAUAUCCUCUCGAGUAUCUCCUCUACUGCGAAGACUGCCAGCAGAUUCGAUGUCCAAGAUGCGUGACAGAAGAGUCUGUCACUUAUUACUGCCCCAAUUGCCUCUUUGAGGUGCCUAGCAGCAAUCUGCGCAGCGAAGUAUGCAUCGGCCCGCUCCAAGUCGGCGCCAUUCAACCCACCACAGAUGCGAACCUUUUGCCCACGCAGUAUCAGACCAAUCCCACGGGGGGGCCGUACGCGCUCUUUUGCCAGUACUGCAACUGGACUUCGACCGAGAUUGGCAUCGAGUUCGAUCGCCCUAGUGGCAUAUACAACCAGCUCUCCAAGAUCAACAACGGAGGCAAGCCAAAGCUCACGCUACGGGACGUCAAGGACCGUCGAAAAGAUAAUCCAGAUGAGCCACCCGUGCCCGACGACCAGGUCGAUGCCGAUUUGCAGUUUGCCAACCUCAAGGCGUUUUACCAGAGCCGGCUCUCGGAAACAAACACCUCAAUACGCGGGCUGCCACUACAUGAUGGACUUGGAUUUUCGUCUCCGGCUGCUCUGACUCGCAUCAUGUCCUUGUAUACCGGCCGGGGUCACCAGGGUCGCUUGCAGCAAGGUCCUGCGGAUAUCAUGCGCGAGGCACUCGGUACUAACGACGGCUUGAAAAUCGCCAACUUAGAUGAGUCAAAGGAGAUCAAGAAGCUCAUCAGCGGAGGAUGGGACGCUACAGCUUCACUGGAACAGCGAAAGGAGCAGACAGAGCCUAUACAAUUUGAGGACGAACUCCGGCCGAUUGCAUACCUGCUUCGCAGCAAGCGGUCAAAACGUUGCCCGGCGUGUCGCCACAUCAUAUCAAAGCCAGAGGCAAAAGUCACGUCUACGAGAUUCAAGAUUCGUCUAGUUGCCAAAUCGUACAUACCCACAAUCACCAUCCGGCCGCUUAAUCCAACCGCUGCGCCUGCACCCGUCACAUACAGGCCCAUGGUCAAGGAAGAAGCGCCAUUGAAGCCGCAUCAGCCGUACCACUUUGUUGUUACUUUUAAGAAUCCCCUCUUUGACAACAUCAAAGUCACGCUGGCCUCGCCAAAUGCAACCCCUGGCCGUUUCUCCAGCAGAGUUACGGUGUUGUGCCCACAGUUUGAGGUCGACGCCAACACCGACAUGUGGGAUGAUGCGCUCAAGGACGACGAAAAGGACAGGAGCCGCAAGGCGGAUGAAGGUCCUGAAGUGGGCAAGAUUUGGGAAAAGGGGCGAAACUGGGUGAGCAUCGUGCUGGAAGUCAUCCCGGCUUCUCUACGAAUCGACCAUCUGCCUAGGAAGGGCAAUGAGAAGAUUGAUACCAGCCCGCUCAAGAGCGGCGAAGAUAUUCUUGAAAUACCCAUGUUUGUGCGCAUGGAAUGGGAGGCUGAUACGCAAGCUGACAUGGACGACCGUCCUAGCAAGGACAACAAGGAGACGAGGGAGAAGCGAGAAUUGGCAUAUUGGUGCGUGCUGGGGGUCGGGCGCAUCAGUCGAGAUUGA